Lachnellula hyalina is the source of this 1338-nucleotide messenger RNA. Its product is annotated as Malic acid transport protein. Gene Ontology annotation, biological process: malate transmembrane transport. Gene Ontology annotation, cellular component: membrane. Lineage: Eukaryota; Fungi; Ascomycota; Leotiomycetes; Helotiales; Lachnaceae. Bases 1 to 1338 code for a protein of 445 amino acids. Gene Ontology annotation, molecular function: malate transmembrane transporter activity. The transcript has a single exon. The record is from RefSeq and is a predicted model, not a curated record.
AUGCCUCCCACUCAUAAAAAGAAGCUCAGUAUCAAUUUGACAUCGUCCGUCAAUGAACCAGUCACGAACAAUCCAUCGAUGACACCAUUCCUAUACAACAACAGCGUAUUUGACGUGAACAGAGAUAUCGAAGCCUCGCCGGCACCUUCUUAUCAUGGCAACGACGAUCACUAUAAUGGCAACGACGACCACAAGUCGAAACAUGAUCCCGAAACCCUUUCCUGGUCAGAACGACUAAAACAUUUUACUUGGGCCUGGUUUGCCUGUACAAUGUCAACAGGAGGAGUAGCUUUCGUGGUCUCGGUCAUCCCAAAUCGACUCACUGGCCUGACCGAACUUGGAACGGUCAUUUUUGUGUUCAACAUUAUUCUUUUCGUCACCUUCACCACACUCAUGAUCACGCGCUUUAUAUUACACCCAGGAACUCUCAAGCACUCGCUUGUCAACCCUCACGAAGGAUUUUUCUUUGCAACAUUUUGGCUCAGUCUCGCAACAAUGAUGACUAAUACCACUGCAUACGGUAUUCCCAAUUCUGGUCCAUGGCUUGUCGAAGCUUUGUGGGUUGCCUUCUGGAUAUACACCGUCUGCGUUACACUCAUCGCAAUCUUCUACUACCAUGUCCUUUUCACUGUCAAGAAGCUGGUGAUCACGAACGUUUUGCCAGGAUGGGUACUACCCAUUUUCCCGGCAAUGCUAGUUGGGACACUUGCUUCCGCCAUCUCAAAAUUUCAACCCGCACAUCGCGCUUUACCGAUGCUAGUGGCCGGCCUUGCAUACCAGGGACUCGGGAUGAUGGUCGCGAUGAUGAUGUACGCUCUCUACUUCGGUAGACUCCUGACUUCAGGAUUGCCAGUCGAAGCCUCCAGACCCGCCAUGUUCAUCGCCGUUGGGCCACCCGCCUUCACAGCACUUGCUCUCAUCGGAAUGGCUCAAGACGUUGUCAAAACAGAGAUCUUCCCAAACUAUAUCGAAUUGAUCGGCAUCAUCGACCAGACCCUCAUCGCAGAUAUUUUUCAGCUUCUUGCACUUCUUACCGCUAUAUUCCUUUGGGUGUUCGCUUUCUGGUGUUUUGGAAUCGCUGUAGUCGCAAAUGUCGAAGCGAUACCAAGGAAUGACUUUCACCUCAACUGGUACGCAUACGUCUUCCCCAACGUGGGAUUCACAAUCGCAACGAUUCAAAUCGGUGUCCGACUCGACAGUAACGCCAUCACGCUGGUGGGAACGGGUAUGGGCGCCGUGCUUUUCUUUCUGUUACUCCUUAUCAUGUUCUGUCAUAUAAAAGCUGUGAUCAAAAAGGGGAUCAUGUGGCCAGGGAAGGACGAGGACUCUCAUCAUUGA